UGCCUACGCGUACAGGCGUAUGCACUCUGCAUUGUACCAUCGACCGGGUUAUAUACAGUUUUAGUAAUCGGCAGGUUUUGGUUUCAAAAGUGAUCUUUGCUUAUUUAUAGUUUGUAUUAUUCAUAUAUUCAAUUGUUUUUAAAAGCAUUUGUCCGUGUUUUUUCGUUAUAAAUUGCAAUAAAAUGUCAGCAAUAACGAAGGUCCAGUCUCCUAACACAGUUAUGCGAAGUUCAUCCUACAUUGACCGGCUAUAUGGUGUCUUCAUCGUUGGAGCCAAGCGCACUGCAUUCGGCACUUUUGGGGGAGCAUUCAAAAAUACAAAUGCUACGCAAUUGCAGACUGUCGCCGCUAAGGCUGCGCUUGAUGCCGCCGGGUUGAAGCCGGACCAAGUUGAUACGGUUAACAUUGGUCAGGUACUGGUGCUGUCUUCAUCAGAUGGUGCAUUCUUACCUAGGCAUGUAUCGCUGCACUGUGGCAUUCCAAUUGAGAAGCCAGCGCUUGGUGUUAACCGAUUGUGCGGUUCAGGAUUUCAAUCAAUUGUGAACGGAGCUCAGGAUAUUUUGCUUGGUGCUGCCAAAGUGUCGCUAACCGGUGGAGUGGAUAACAUGAGUCAAACACCGUACACUGUCCGAGGUACUCGUUUUGGUAUACCACUUGGUACGAACCCUGCAUUAGAGGAUGCGUUAUGGAUUGGAUUGAGUGACUCAUUUUGCAAGCUUCCUAUGGCCCUUACGGCGGAAAAUUUAGCCGAGAAACACAAAAUUCCUCGCGAGAAGGUUGAUGAAUUUGCUCUUCGCUCACAGCAGCUAUGGAAGAAAGCCCAGGACGCAGGUGUGUUCAAGGCUGAGAUUACACCCACCAAGCUGAAGGUGAAGGGUAAAGAAGUAGACUUUGCCGUCGAUGAACAUCCCCGACCACAAACAACUUUGGAGGGUUUGAACAAGCUUCCUGCGUUGUUUAAAAAAGGUGGAGCCGUUACCGCUGGAACUGCUUCGGGAAUUUGUGAUGGUGCAGCUGCGGUUGUUUUAGCUUCAGAAGAGGCUGUAAAGCAGUAUAAACUUACUCCGCUGGCUCGCCUGGUAGCUUACAGUACGGUGGGAGUGCCUCCUGAAAUCAUGGGUAUUGGACCGGUACCUGCCAUCCAGAAUGUGUUGAAGAUUGCAGGACUCAAGCAAGACGACAUUGACCUGUUCGAAAUCAACGAAGCUUUCGGUGUACAGGCAAUGGCAUGCGUUCAGGAACUCGGCAUAGACAUGAAUAAAUUCAACCUCAAUGGUGGGGCCAUCGCUUUGGGCCAUCCGCUGGGAGCAACUGGUUCACGAAUCACCGGACACUUGGUGCAUGAACUUAAGCGUAAGGGGCUGAAACGAGCGGUCGGAUCGGCCUGUAUUGGGGGCGGUCAAGGAAUAGCGCUUUUAGUGGAGUCUGUUUAGUGGUUCUUUUCAAUGUAUAUUCAUAUUGUAGAAUGUAUGUUUGGCAUUUAUUAGAUUUUGAAAGCUGUUAUUUUUGCUAUCUUUUUUGUAAACAAAUAAUAAAGAAAUAAUUAACGAA
Messenger RNA from Wyeomyia smithii (pitcher-plant mosquito), 1551 nucleotides. It is a transcript of the gene yip2, whose product is annotated as 3-ketoacyl-CoA thiolase, mitochondrial. Bases 183 to 1433 code for a protein of 416 amino acids. The record is from RefSeq and is a predicted model, not a curated record. The transcript has 5 exons. Lineage: Eukaryota; Metazoa; Arthropoda; Insecta; Diptera; Culicidae. Gene Ontology annotation, molecular function: acetyl-CoA C-acetyltransferase activity. Gene Ontology annotation, biological process: fatty acid beta-oxidation.